Molecule: messenger RNA, 2380 nt
Organism: Notolabrus celidotus (New Zealand spotty)
Lineage: Eukaryota; Metazoa; Chordata; Actinopteri; Labriformes; Labridae
Product: protein lifeguard 2-like
Exons: 12
Coding region: 247-1077 (276 amino acids)
Biological process (GO): negative regulation of apoptotic signaling pathway
Cellular component (GO): endoplasmic reticulum; Golgi apparatus; membrane
Source: RefSeq, a predicted model, not a curated record
CAGUGAGUAAGGGAGGGGGGAUAUGCACGAGUCUUAAAUGCGUUGUUUUGGGAUUGCAUCACUAAAUCGUCAGAGGUCUUCAGUUCGAGCAGACUCAUAGCACUGUUAGUCUUGAGGUAUUUUCUCACAGUGUCGAAAAACUCAUUCAAGCACUACAAUAGGCUGUUGGAGAAAGGAGACACCGGAUCCUCAUUGACAGGUAUCCAAAAGAAGAUACAACCCACUGGAGGACGUCAGAGAGGCAUCAUGACACAGGGCAAGCUAUCACUUGCAACCAAAGCCUCAGAUGGCUCCCCUAGUGGACAGGCCUUGGUGGCACCAGCUCCUCCAAGCUAUGAGGAAGCCACUGCGGGCACCAGUGCACCUUGUUAUGAUGAUGUUGAGACACUCUCAGACUUCAACUGGGAUGAUCGCAACAUCAGGAGGAUCUUCAUCCGUAAGGUUUAUGCCAUCUUGAUGAUCCAGCUUAUGGUCACUCUUGCCAUUGUUGCUAUUUUUACUUUCUGUGACCCAGUGAAGGACUACAUUCAAAGCAACCCUGGGUGGUACUGGGCGUCUUAUGCUGUGUUCUUCGUCACAUAUCUGACUCUGUCUUGCUGCUCUGCACCAAGGAGACAGUUUCCAUGGAAUCUGAUUCUGCUCGCAAUCUUUACCCUCUCACUCUCCUACAUGACAGGGAUGUUGUCCAGCUUCUACAAUACAAAGUCAGUGGUGACGUGUCUGGGCAUUACAUCAGCAGUCUGUCUCCUGGUCACAGUCUUCAGCUUCCAAACUAAGAUUGAUGUGACAUCCUACCAAGGCGUGCUCUUUAUCUUCUGCAUGGUCAUGUUUAUCUCUGGACUGGUUCUGGCAAUUGUCCUCCCAUUUCAAUAUGUUCCCUGGUUGGAUGCCACCUAUGCAGCUUUGGGAGCCAUUCUGUUCACCAUGUUUUUGGCAUUUGACACCCAGCUCCUCAUGGGAAACAAGCGCUACACCAUGAGUCCAGAAGAGUAUGUCUUCGCCACUCUGAACAUCUACCUAGAUAUUAUCUACAUCUUCUCCUUCUUCCUACAGAUCUUUGGAAGAAGACAAGAGUAAACCAUUGCCCUAUUUUCUGGGAUAUAGACCUGGGGUGAACCUUUAGUGUGACAUGAUAACAGUCUUUUAAAAAUGUGGUGAGUGUGAUGACAGUGCUUCCAAUUGUUACAACUUUACUUUUGUGCGUAAUAUUGAUAAGGUUGUGAAUUUAUGUCAAUAGAUGUUCAUCAGUACCAAACAAAUCCAAAAUGUCUAAAACCUUUCCCACCUCUCUAGCAUGUUGUUAUCACCCAACACAUUAAAGGGUAGCUUAGUAGCUUUACCAGUUAAAAACAUAGAGUGAUCAAAAAACAUUCUCUAUUUAAGGUAGAAAAAACCUAAUGUGACUGUUCAUCUGUAGUUGUAUGGGUGUCUUUAUAUCCAUGCCUGCUGAAUAUCACAAAUAUCUCGCAAACAAUAGAUGUCAGUUCUCUUCAGAAGAACUAUGAAACUAUACACUAUGCAUGACUCAAAAAAAAAAAAGAAAUCAUCAUGACUAUGCCAAAUCAUGGUCAUCCCAUCAAUAAUCUAGUGCUGUGGGUAUGAAUUCAGUGACUGAGAGUACAAGUCUUCACAGACUUCGACACUUUCCUGGUAUUUCCAGUUAUGAAGAAAAACAGUAUUGACACAAUGAGUUUAUUCCUUUAACUGUUUGUGGGUGGGUGAUGUGUUUUCUCUGUUUUGAAUAAGAACAUGAAUAUUGUUCUUCCUGGAUUUGUGAGUUGCUGCAUAUCACUACCUUGAUUUGUUGCUCAGUACACUGUGGUAGGACUAUAUUUUGAUAUUUGCUCCACUUUCAGUCAUUACCUUUACUCUGCUGCUGUGUUUAUUAGAACAUGUCAUUAACUAUACCUUAUAUCUGUACAUUAAAUCUGUUGAAUUAACAUUUUAUGGGAUUUUAUUUUCAUGAUUGAUAUUUGGUUUUAAAAAAUUAUUGAUGUCUGCAAUGUAAAUGUUGGUGUAAGUAUUAUUUAACUUUAGGGAGUCAGUUUGAAAGUGGUGACACAUGACAGUUGAAUACAAAUACAACAAUGCCAUGCAUGUAUGUAUUUCAUGUAACUUUUGAUAUAGGUUCAUUGUGAAGGGGUUUAAAUGCUAUAUUUCAUGACAUUUAAAAUUUAUUUUUCUAUGACAGAACGUAUAUUUCAAAAGUGUGUGAUAUAAAAUGAUGAAUUUGAUGCUUGAAAUGAAUUUAAAACUAUUUUAAAGUGGCCUUGGAUAUUUUUAUUUGAUGAUAUUGAUGCAGUAUAUUAUUUUUAUAUCAUCCUGCAUUUCACCUUGGCAUCUGUGUUCUUGUCAUGAUCUAUUAAAAGGUGAAUGUGUG